This is a messenger RNA of Phaeodactylum tricornutum CCAP 1055/1, 363 nucleotides long. RefSeq lists its product with no specific name. NCBI's taxonomy places the organism in Eukaryota, Bacillariophyta, Bacillariophyceae, Surirellales, Neidiaceae. The record is from RefSeq and is a predicted model, not a curated record. The coding region runs from base 1 to 363 and encodes 120 amino acids. The transcript has a single exon.
AUGCGUUCGCCGCAGCGACGCCGACGUCCACCGUCCUCCUCGUCCCGAUCCCGCUUGUCCGUACAGACCGAACCCCCUUUACAGGAUCCUCGAGAAUUACAGACUCUUUUGACGGUCAGUUUACGUGCAUUGUGGGGUGAUCUCGAACCGUACAGUGCCAGUGUGCGGGUAUCCGAGUCGGACGACGCGCUCGGUGACCACGACAAGGACGUUCCGGGACGACUGUACGUGUCCUGUCCUUCCGCCGCCGUCGAACACGUGCGUGCCGCUUUGACCUGGAAUACACCGCCACCCUACAUGCAAGACAUGAUCUAUAGACUGGACGUGGUGGACGUCCAAUUGUGGAAGACGGUACCAGCCUAG